AUGUCUAGGAGUGAACUUGUGACCCACUGUACUGAAAGCUUGAGCUCGUCUGAGCAAACUACUCAGAUCAAUUCACGCUCGCGCGGACAUCGCCGAAUCGGACUGACGCUUGGACUGCUCGCUGGCACAUGUGCUCUGAGUCCGCUCUCAGGAUGCCUGAACCAGGAUUCGUACUUGAAUCCGAGUAUUACCGGACGCUGGGAGCACACUCCUACGGCUGUUCCGAUUCUUGAACACCUCGCAGCGAUCGAGUCUCCUGAGGAUGAGUUUGUUGAGAUCUCUGAGAUCACAGCGGAAGACCUGAUCCCUCAGACUCCUGUGUAUCGCGUUGCUUCAGGUGACAUCCUGACACUGAGCAUCUGGGACUUGGUCGCGACUGAUCAGGUCGAAUCGCUCCCUCGUCAGGUGGAUCCGAACGGAUAUAUCGAAAUCCCUCAGCUCGGGCGUAUUUUCGUCACUGGAUUGACGGAGAAGGAAGUCGCGGACCGGAUCGCCGAAGCGAUGUUAAGCUUGGUUGCCGACCCCCUUGUUUCGGUGGUUGUUGAGCAACGGCGUGAACAAACCUUCUACCUCAUGGGAAAUGUCCAGAAUCCGGCGCCGUAUGUUGUUCCCAGUGCUGACUUUAGACUCCUCCAAGGGCUCGUCGGCGCGGGCGGGAUUCCGCAGUUUAUUGAUGAAAUCUACCUUAUUCGUCAGGUCCCAUUGGAUGAUGCUGCGAGCCGAUUGCAGCCUGAGCCUCAGGGAUUGCCGGAUGCGGCGGAUCCGAUGGACGGCGAGGAUGGCGAGGACCUGCUCGAUGUGAUCGACGACCUCUCCAGUCCCGGCAUGAUUUCGGGCAACGGAAAUGGCUUGGUCGCUCCUUCGGCACAGCGGAUGGAUGAUCCGAUCAUCGAUCUGAUCGAGCCGAGCGGAUCGUCGACAAGAAACAGCUCUUCGUCCCAAAGUGCCCAAAACUCGGACGAAAUGAACGAGAAGAUGAAGUCGGCGAUGCUGACCCCUCGCUGGCGCUUUGUGGAUGGUCGCUGGGUUCGCGAAGCGGUCCCUGUCGCCGCACGCAAAGAAAUCCAGAAGAGCGACGGCAUGCAUCCUUCGGAUUCUCGCGGGCAGCUGUUCACGCAGCGUGUGAUCCGUAUCCCAACGAAGCCUUUGCUUGCUGGUGAUGCUCGUUACAAUGUGAUCCUGCGUCCUGGUGACAUCAUCAAUGUACCUCCGGCUCCAACGGGCAAUGUGUAUAUCGAUGGUCAGGUCAACGGGCCGGGCGUGUACAACCUCCCAGUCGCGGGUCGAUUGACGCUGACGCGUGCGAUCACGAGUGCUGGUGGGCUGAACGGACUCGCGAUCCCUGAGCGGGUUGAUUUGACCCGAAUUGUGGGGGAUAACGAGCAAGCGACCAUCAUGCUGAAUCUCCGCGCGAUUGCGGAAGGGACUCAGCCGGAUGUGUACAUCAAGCCGGAUGAUCGGAUCAAUGUGGGUACCAACUUCUGGGCAACGCCGCUCGCGGUGGUUCGCUCCGGAUUCCGGACCAGUUACGGUUUUGGGUUCCUCCUGGAUCGGAACUUUGGUAAUGAUGUGUUUGGUGCUCCACCGUCUCGUUUGAGAUAA
Messenger RNA from Symbiodinium sp. CCMP2592, 1602 nucleotides. The record is from the annotation of a GenBank genome assembly. NCBI's taxonomy places the organism in Eukaryota, Dinophyceae, Suessiales, Symbiodiniaceae.